GACGUUGGUUCGUUGCAGCUGUACUGCGGGUGUCUCGCUGCGGAGGUCUCGGGCUGGGGGCGUGAAAAACAGCCCAGUUCAGAUCUUCAGCUGUAAAUGCGGAGAAAGAUUCUGGCAUGUCAACGGGAGCGGCGUUACGCGCUUUCCUGUCCGGGUGCACGCGAAAGCUGACGCGGGAGGUUCCGUGGCCGGGCGCGCGCCGCCUCCCGCCGUUCCGCGCGCUCCACGCGUGCCCGCCGCUGUGCGCGGGUCACAACAAGUGGUCCAAAGUGAAAGACAUCAAAAUCCCGAAGGAUGCGGCCCGCGCGCGACUCAUCGCCAAGUACACGAUGCUCAUCAGGGUGGCCGUGAAAGGUGAACCCCGUCUGUCACGUGAAGGGGAACUCCAUCCAUUUUCCCAAAUUUCUGCACAAAGGAAGGGAGGAUCCAACCCAGAGUUCAACAUCACACUGGCACAGCUUAUAGAGCAGUGCAGAAACAAAAAUCUGCCCAAAUCCACCAUAGAGGCUGCCAUCAAAGGAGCGGAGAAGUCAAAGGCUGCUGCGCAGUGUCUGUAUGAGGCACGAGGACCUGGUGGAUGUUGGCUGCUCAUUGAGGUUCUGACGGAUAACAACACGCGGUCACACAACGAGAUCAAACACAUCCUGACGAAAAACGGUGGGGUGCUGUGUGAUGGUGCACGCCAUAAUUUUGACAGGAAAGGUGUUGUGGUGGCGGACAGAGAUGGCAUCUCCACCGAGAGAGCGCUGGAGCUGGCCAUAGAGUCGGGGGCUGAAGAUGUACAGGAGACAGAGGAUGAGGAAGCAAAGCCUAUUCUACAGUUCAUCUGUGACAUGAGCUCCAUGAAGGUGGUGCGGACGGCGCUGGAGGCUCUUGGGGUGCACACACUCUCCACUGGGAUGGAGUACAUCUCCAACAGCCCCACUCCUCUACCGCAGCCCCAGCUAGAGGCAAAUGCUGUCCUGCUGGAGGCUCUCAACGAUUACCCAGAUGUGGUCAGAGUUUGGGACAACAUUCAGGCCCUGGAGUGAAACCUGAGGAACAAAAUGUGAAGAAUGCAUUGAUGAUGUAGAAAAGACUAAUACUGGAGGUUAUGUGAGCCACAGCUGAAGCUCGGUGGGCAGGAAAUGGACCACAGCGCACCAGAAGCUUUGCGCUGACUGACAUCUCAGUGAUUUCCUCAGGUUUUUAUGACAUACUGUGGUGUUACAGGUUAAAGCCUGUUUGUGUAUUUGUGCAAAUUCCAUGUUCAAAAUAAAGCAGUAUUUAUGAUGAGA
Colossoma macropomum (tambaqui) is the source of this 1277-nucleotide messenger RNA. RefSeq names its product translational activator of cytochrome c oxidase 1 (gene taco1). NCBI's taxonomy places the organism in Eukaryota, Metazoa, Chordata, Actinopteri, Characiformes, Serrasalmidae. Bases 117 to 1031 code for a protein of 304 amino acids. The transcript has 6 exons. The record is from RefSeq and is a predicted model, not a curated record. Gene Ontology annotation, cellular component: mitochondrion.